AUGCCAGUGCUGCGGGGUCGGCAAGGAACCUCGCUGCCUCGCACGGUCCAUGCGGCUCACAUAUGUAUAGCAUUCGUUUCAAUUUUCGUUCUCUUCCUAGCCCAGCCAGCUGAGCCACUGCGCCUGCCGGGGGCCGACGACAUCAGGCGUUGGCUGAGGCGCGGCACUGCUGAGACUGCGAGCGACUCUGCAUGGGGCGCGGAGGUCUUUGGCCGACCGCUGCUGUCCCAGCGAUCUGAGGUUGACCCUGUGGCGCAGCGCAUCCUUGCCUCGGGUGCCUACGGCGGCAGCGGCAGCAACGGUCGUGCCAACGCCGACGCUUUGUCGACAGUAUUCGAUGCUGCGGCGCUGGACCAGCUCCAGGGCCAGGCGCUGUCAGACGCACGGCGGACCGCGCCCGACGCAGCCACUACUGCAGCGGCCUAUACGUCUGCCGCGUCCAGCGGCGCGUUCGACCUUGAGCGCGCGUCGAUGCUGGCCACGCUGCAGUCGAUUGCCUACUGCGGAGACCAGGACGGCAUGCGGGCGUGGUCAUGCCGCCGCUGCGCGCGCGUCCCCGGUUUCCAGCCCGCCGUGGUCCACUUUGACGCUGACUGGGACCUGCUGGGCUACGCAGGCUACCUGCCCUCCCUGAACGCCAAGGUCGUCGCGUUCAGGGGGUCUGACGCGGGCAGCUGGGCAAACUGGGCCAACAACAUGCGCGCCUGGCGCACCGAUGCGGCCUACCCCCUGCCCGGCGCCCCCAGCUCCCUGCGCAUCCACAGCGGCUUCCACGUCCUCUGGAACAGCAGCAGCAUGGCCAGGACCUUCACAGCUGCGUACGCCGGCCUCCUGGCCGCCCACCCCAAUGGCCCCACCUACGUGCUGGGCCACAGCAUGGGUGGCGCCCUCGCCCAGCUCUGCGCCAUGGACCUGCGUGUUGCGUUCGACCCGCCAGAUCUGAGGGUGUUCACGUUUGGGUCGCCGCGGGUCGGCAACGGCGAGUUUGCGGCGUUCUUCGUGCGGCACGUGGCGGAGAGCUGGCGAUUCACGCACGGGCGCGACAUCGUGCCGAGCGUGCCGCCAACCUACAUGGGGUUCCGCCACGUCGCAAGAGAGGUUUGGCUGGUGGAUGUGGCGCCCGCGGCUGGUGGUGCGGAGCCUGAGCAGCGCGUCAUCGUGUGCGACGAGAGCGGCGAGGACCCCUCCUGCCACAACAGUGUAUGCCACCUGGGCAUGUGCACCAGCGUUGCGGACCACCUCACCUAUAUGGGGGCACACAUGUGGGCAGGCGAUGAGUGCUGA
This is a messenger RNA of Monoraphidium neglectum, 1284 nucleotides long. RefSeq names its product Lipase. The record is from RefSeq and is a predicted model, not a curated record. NCBI's taxonomy places the organism in Eukaryota, Viridiplantae, Chlorophyta, Chlorophyceae, Sphaeropleales, Selenastraceae. The transcript has 4 exons. Bases 1 to 1284 code for a protein of 427 amino acids. Gene Ontology annotation, biological process: lipid metabolic process.